Halteromyces radiatus is the source of this 1260-nucleotide messenger RNA. Its product is annotated as RNA 3'-terminal phosphate cyclase. NCBI's taxonomy places the organism in Eukaryota, Fungi, Mucoromycota, Mucoromycetes, Mucorales, Cunninghamellaceae. The record is from RefSeq and is a predicted model, not a curated record. The transcript has 7 exons. Gene Ontology annotation, biological process: endonucleolytic cleavage of tricistronic rRNA transcript (SSU-rRNA, 5.8S rRNA, LSU-rRNA); ribosome biogenesis. Bases 44 to 1120 code for a protein of 358 amino acids. Gene Ontology annotation, molecular function: RNA endonuclease activity. Gene Ontology annotation, cellular component: nucleolus.
CUUUUUUACUUUUCCACCUUUUUUAUUUAUUGACAUAUAUAUAAUGAGCAAAUUGCUCAAGUUUGAAGGACACAAUUAUCUUCGACAGAGAUUGGUGUUAGCAACUUUAAGUGGGAAGAUUGUACGUAUUGACAAGAUUCGUUCUGACGAUGAAGAUCCUGGUAUUCGAGAUUACGAGGCAAAAUUCUUACAACUUUUGGAAAAGGUGACCAAUGGUUCUACGAUAGAAAUCAGUUAUACCGGUACAUCUAUUCUUUACAAACCUGGAUCUAUCAUGGGUGGUCGAAUUGAACACGAUUGUGGAAAUGAACGUAGUAUUAGUUACUUUUUAGAACCUCUUCUUGUUUUAGCGCCCUUUUCCAAGAAACCUUUUGCUCUUACAUUAGAAGGCAUCACUACAGAUCACAUUGAUGUUUCGGUUGAUAUUAUUCGAACAGUUUUAAUUCCUCAAUUGGCUCGAUUUGGUAUUGAAGACAAUGUUCAACUUAAAAUUACAAAACGAGGUGCUCCUCCUCUUGGUGGUGGUGAAGUAGUAUUUACUUGUAAUAGUAUACGACAAUUGAAACCAAUCCAACUGACUGAUGAAGGAAGAAUUCGAAAGAUUCGUGGUAUCGCCUAUUGUACUCGAGUAUCACCACAAACUGCCAAUCGACUUGUUGAAUCAGCUAGAUCUUUAUUGAAUCGUUAUAUCCCUGAUGUUUAUAUUUAUACGGACGUUUAUAAAGGUGCUGAAAGUGGAAAAUCUCCAGGGUUUGCUCUAUCAUUGGUUGCAGAAUCUACCGCUGGGGUAUUACUAUCAGCGGAAAAGGCAGCAGAAGCUGGACAAACACCAGAAGAUGUAGGUAUUAUGGCAGCAAAACUAGUAUUAAAUGAAAUUCGUUUACGUGGAUGUGUGGAUACAACAAGUCAAUGGUUGAACUUAUUACUGAUGGUAUUGGCUCCUGAAGAUGUUGGUAAAAUCCGAAUUGGUCAAUUAACUCCUUUUACGAUUCAAUAUCUACGUGAUCUCAAGUCCUUCUUUGGUGUGUCCUUCAAAAUUCAACCUGAUGAAUCUACGAAUACCAUUUUUAUGACUUGUGUGGGGAUUGGUUAUGUUAAUCAUAACAAAAAGACAACUUAGACUUUUAUAUAUAUACUUUAUCUUUAUAAGCAUACUUCAAUAAACUUAUCAUUCAUUGUUUCUUCUUUUCAUCAAAUUUGGAUUUUUUUUUUUGGUAUUGACACAUGAUUGCAAUAAGGCUAAGAGUCUAAUUGGAUCUC